AUGGCGGCUGCCGCAGGACGGUUUUUUCGUGCGAAAUUAUCGCGUUUAUCUUUCAGUUACCUUCAGAAAAGCAGACCAUUUAUCACGACAGUAUUCAGGUUAACUUCAAAAAAUGCUUCAAGAUGGCGGAGGUUCUAUUUACCGCCAAGAAAGAGCUUACAUUGGGGAUUUGCUGUGGGUACUACAGGGGUACUAUGCGGGGGUGUCGCAUUUUGUGCUGCAAGCUCAGGUGAUUUAAUAGAUCUAAAUAAGUCUAAUUCAUCUGAGAUUAUGAGAUCAUAUUCUUCCCCCGCCAGUCUUUUUGUUCUUUUGAAGAGAAAAGGAGAAAAUUAAAUACAGUAGUAUAGUAUUUCAGGCUAGAGGCGAUGACAUCAGCUUAUUUAGUAAAAUCCAACUCUCCAACUCUCUCCAAACCAAUGCUGCGUUCUGAUCGGUUGAGCUACUACUAGGCUAUUUGUUAUAGCCCACUAGUAGCGAAAAGCGCCAGCUUUGAAAACCAAAACAAUGGCGGCUGAAUCGCGUUUUGAUAGCUUAAGUUGUUUUGUCUCAAUAUUUUUGACCAACUAGUUGUAUUUUACUUAAACAAUUAUUCCUCUAGCCGUCAUGGCCUCUGAGUCAAUAGCCCAUCUGGCCUUCGGCCUCAUGGGCUAUUGACAUAGAGCCCAUUCGGGCUCGACGAAUAAUUGUUAAAUAACUGGGGGGAGUGGGGGUCACUCCAUUAUAAAAGUAAGGGGGAUGCUCAUCAUCUCGCUUAGGGGUGUGAAUUGCUGAUUUCAGUCUCACUUAAGGUGUUCUGGAUGGAAAGUUACUAUAUUUGCCCAUUCAGGUAUCGCUUAAGUCUGUGCAUAAAGAAAGUGACAAAAAAUGCCAUGUAUUAGUAUGGUCUCCUUUAGGGGUCAGUUUAAGCUUGAACCUGACCCACAUUAGUAUCAAGGAUUGUCAAUGCUGUUAGCUCCCCAGAAAUGUCUUUUCAAGGCCCCCUCAUCAGGAGCUGCAGGGGAUAUGUGUGUUGAUAUUAAAUUAAUGGAAUGCCCUUAGAAAUAAAAAAUUUUCAAGCCUUUUUAUCCCCCCUCCCUUGGCAUUUUGGCAUUAGAUACCAAGACGUGUGCUUCCAAGUCUGUGCAUUUUUCGUCAGCUAAUGUCCAGUCAUUGCCAUUGUGGUCUAAAGUUUUUUUUUUAUUAUUGUCAUUUUAUUGAUUUUCUUUAUAACAGGUAUAGUUGAAAGGAUGUGCAGAACAGCCAAGCAUAAUGACAGUACAGAACUUCAAAGGUAUUCACCAUUUUUUCUUGAAUUUAGACACCCAGUCUGUUUGAUGCUAUUAUGACUGUUAUCGUCGUUACGUAUGGGACCCAUGCUUCUGACUCUAUUGUUUCUCUGUUGCAUUUUAGACUGAUCAGCCAAGGUCAUGAUGUGAACCAGAGACAUCCUCUGGGAUGGACUCCACUUCAUGUAGCUGCCAUGAACAGGAGUAAGCGGUAGGUCGUGCAACAACCUCCAGGGUUGUUACUAAGAUUUCAAGUUACCGGGUAAAUACAACAAGUAGGCAGGGAGUCAAACGGCUAGGGAUUUCUUUUGGUUCUAUUUUUCUUCUAUUUUGCAAUAAAAGUAGCUGGGGAAAAUCCCCGGCCCCUGGGUCUUAAUGACAACCCUGAACCUCCCAUCUAUAAAUCUUUGAAUAAUAACCAUCUCAAGAGAUUUUUAUGCAGUAAAAACAUGCUUCCAUUUUUUACGUCCUAGCGUAUUUACAAUGUGGUUGAUGUCCAGCCAACAGAUCGUGUGUAUACAAGCCAUGGCAGCUGUCUCUGAUCUGUGAUUACUUUCCGUUACAUUUAAAGGUGUCUAGCAUUGCUUAUAGAAGCUGGAGCUGAUGUCAAUGCAAGAGAGGAAUUUAGUACAGCUUUCAAGACAGCUCAGAAGAAACACAUGAGAUCUUUUGAUGGUUUGUCUUUCCUGUAUUCUAAAAGUAAAAAUCAGUCAGACAGAUAGUCUAAAAAUAAUGUUAGCUACCUGUUUGAAACACCCCACCCCACCGCCCAAUGGGCAGCCUGCCAGUCAUGAAUGUCAGCCUUUAAUAGAACAGUAUCUGCUUUGUGAUAAGCUAACUGUGCAUUGUCAGAUAAGUAGAUGUUGAAAAGGAAGAAAAAUCUAAGAGAAAAUAUGUCGUUGUUCAGAUUUCUAUCACUCAAUUUUUUGUUUAAUGAUUUAUGUGCGCAGUGAUAUUCAUACGAGACGAUGACUUCAGUGAGAGGCUCCACCGGAGUGCAAACUUCAGUGGAUUCACCCCACUUCAUUAUGCGGCUCUUGCUGACAGCCUUGAAUGUGUUCAUCUGCUUGUUGAUGCAGGUAAUAUAAGUUUGUAAAAAGUCAGGGGCACCCAAUGACGGUUUCCUCCUAAAUACAUUGAAAACUCUUUUUAGGCUAUCCAGAGUACUUUUAGAUCUCUAGAAAUGCAUUCUAAGCAGCACUAUAAAAUUUGUAUCUGUUCAGUCAUCCUAGGGGAACUCAAGUCUUUUUGAAAUUACAAGCGCUUCAGAAUUAUUUUCCCGAAAAUUUUAGAUGCAAUUUAAUGUUUUAUGAAAAUGAAAUUUUUCUUAUUCCUCCCUCCAUCACAUUUCUGAAUCUCAAAGUUUUAGGUUUUCUUUUUCUACAAAAAUUAGCCCAACAUAGGGAGUAAAAUGUGAGAAUUAAACUUCAGAAAAUCAUAGGGAAUGUAUUAGAUAAGCUUCAAAAGUUGUACCUAAAAGGAAGACUCAUCUAGAAAUUUUCAGUCAUUCUCAAGAAAAAGAAAAUUUUAGGCUACAUUUACUUCUCUGAACAGUUAAUUCAGAAAAAACAGUCUUUGGGUGCCCCUGAAAAGUAGCGUUAUUUGUUUUAAAAGUUAGUCAUGCUGGACCACGGCUGAUGUCACUUGGUUUAUGUUGCUUGAAAAAGGUGUGGUUUGUCAGAUAGGUUAAAGAUACUGGAGAGAUUUAGCCUGAUUGCAUUUAAGAAAAACAGGCAGCUGAAAAAUUUCAAAAUCAACAACAAAAUAACAAUGAUAAUAACAACGUCCCCGACUAGGUUGUGACUUUCUACUAAACCCCGUAUGUCGAUACCUUAUACGUCCUUCACUUUUUUAGUUUCUUAAGAACUCGUUAUUUUAGGAAUUGGUAUGAAUGGUUUUAUGUCAUAUUUUAUUUACUAGUUUCUGAGCAAAACAGGAGAAACUGCAUGCCAAAAGGUAUCAUUCCCAUUGAUAGAUCAGAUCAUCAGUUCAUCAAUUUUAUUUUCUAUGUUGCAACUGAGUCUGGAUGUUUAGCAGCCUUGGUUUUCUUAUCUGUUGCCUUUUGCUAGUUGCAUGCAUCACCACAUUGUACUACAUCUCUACAGUUUGAACAUGCAACACAAGUAUGCAGCCUAGUACUACCACUUCUUUUCCUUAACAUUUUAAACCACAUUUGACUGUUUUGUGUAGUAUACCAAAGAGAAAGAGAAAAAGGAAGCAGAAGAGAGGCGGCGCUAUCCUCUGGAGAUGAGACUUAGAGAAAACAUAGUGGGACAAGAGGGAGCCAUACUUUCAGUUGCUGCAAGUAAGUGUUUGUAGCUUAAUAAAUAUUAUGACACUAAACAAUAUUAAUAUUAGUUUAGUUAGAACUAAAUGUAAUCAAAUUAACUGCUUAUUUGUAGCUCUCCAAUAUAAGCAACCCUUUCUUGGUAAGAAGAAAUUUCAUUCUAUAAAAAAAUGAUCUCUUUCAGCAAUACGCAGGAGAGAAAAUGGCUGGUAUGAUGAGGAGCAUCCCCUUGUGUUUCUAUUUCUUGGUUCCUCCGGAAUCGGUAAGUAUCAAAAACUCAAGCUGUAGUUACAAUGCCAAAUGCAUUGUUAAACACCUCAAUAAUAGCUCAUUUAACCACCAUUCACCAUCUUUCCACUUUGAACUUGCUUGCUUGAUUUAUUUUUCUUGUAGGAAAAACAGAACUAGCAAAACAGGUUGCCAGAUACCUACACAAAGACAACAAGAAGGUACAUCAAGCAAUAAUUGGCUAGAUUUUAUCAGUAUUCAGAUAAAACUGAUUAUUGAAGACCAACAGUCAAAUCUUUUUUAACAGACACCUCUAGGAAACAGAAACCUCCCUCAGCACAUCAACAGACAUCAGUUUUGUUAAUUUAAUCUUUGCUGUUCUUCAGUUAUGUUCCUCACUCAAAUUAAGUGCUUUUUUCAAAAACAUGCGAGUUCUAAAGUUCAAAAGCCAACUGACGUUUGUGUUCUUCACUGCCAUCAGUCAUCUUUAGCAGACCUCUUAGGAAACAGAAGUUAACUUCAACAGGUUUAAAAGUUCAAGGAUUGUGAUAAUUUUGUUAUUGGUGCAUUUUGAUCUGUUUUGUGUGUUUCUGUGGUUCCAGGUUUGUUGCUUGUGAUCGUAAUAGUUUAUUAUGAUUGACGGCUUCAAAAAGAGAGUUCAUGUGUUUUUGAAAAGCACAGUAACCCUUUAUAGGGUGCCACUUAGGUGGACACUUUGUGCCAAAAAAAUGCCAGUGUGUCUGUCCUUUUGCACUAAAGGAGAUUGUAGCAGAUUUGUGACAAAUCCAGAACAUUUUGAUAUCGGAUUCACUUUGCCAUUUACACACAGAUUGUGAACCUGAAAAAAAAGUCUCAGGUUGGUCAGGUGUCGGGAGUUUUUAAAUUUGGAAUCUGAAGUGAAUUUUUUAUUUUCAAAUGAAUGUUCUUUUCAUGAUUCAAUUAUGUAUAAUAAUCUUAUUAUAUAGUUAUUUUUUAUCAUUUCAGGGUUUCAUAAGACUGGACAUGUCUGAAUACCAAGAAAAACAUGAGGUAUGUAUAACUCAAGUUCAGCUUUAUUUGGAACUUUAACAAAUAAAGGCGGCCAAUUUAAGUCUGUCAUUGUCUGAUGACCGACUGUUAUUUUCCGCUCAAGACAUGUCAAACAUGUUGAGUUGUUGACAGUGGCACAAUGUAGAAGCCAGUUUUAAAAUGUAGCUUUGUUCUUAGGUGGCAAAGAUGAUUGGUGCACCCCCAGGGUACAUAGGUCAUGAUCAAGGAGGACAACUAACUAAGAAACUCAAAGAAUGUCCUAAUGCUGUGGUGCUGUUUGAUGAGGUCAGGAGAAUUUUCAAUUGAACGUCCAGGCACGUUCACCUAAAUUUUGCUUUUGCAUUGCCACUUCUUGUCAAUAAUAGGGACCUUACAAUUCGACAGCAGAGACGUCAUUGAUGACGUCACUGAAAAACCAACUUCAAGUCAUUUUGAACUUCAUUAUUUCCACUCGUUCAGUCUUUUUAAUUUGGGAAAUUAAGCUGGAGCUGAAGAAAGAGAGCACCAGACACAAACUCAGAUAGACAGAGUUUAAUAUCACCUUUCCGUUCACUCUUGAGAACUAAAAAACUGGUCAUUUCAUAUCGUACACAUGUAGUUUGCAGGGACUUAAUUUACAGAAAAGCUUGAUGCACAUGCUGAGCUGUUUCUUUGCUCAUUAAAAUCUGUUACAUUUUUUACGUUCCCCUUGUCGUUGCUGUCAGAGGACGAGUUAGGGGAACCAUUAGGGUAAGCCUAACUUAAAUAUUUCCCAUGCUUUUAUUAAUGUACUUUGGACCAUUACCUUAAGGUUUCCGUAACAUAAAUGUUACCCGGUUAUGUGACAUUUUACUUUACCCAAGUCAUUUUAUUUUAGUCGCUGCACACAAAAACGAAACUUUCUUUUGUUAAUAGAUUUUUUUGCCUUCUUUAGGUAGAUAAAGCUCAUCCAGAUGUUUUGACGGUCAUGUUGCAGUUAUUUGAUGAGGUAAAGUACUUGUGUGUUGCCGUCGCGCUGUUUCCUUAGACAAGAAACUUUGCUCCACUUUGUCUCUCUUCAUCUAGGUCUCAGUUAUACAAAGGCUGGAUAGCAAAUCUUUUUCCAGUCGAUAAGUGUUAGGGAAACCAAUAUUGCGCUAUCCAGCUGUGAAUAGAGAUUUAUCCAAUGGACAGCGUUAGCCACCUUUUUAACAACUUAGGCCAGGAUAGAUUUUGUUGGCCACACCAUUUGGCGCUGGCCGGCACAGGUUUGUAAGAACGCGAGGUAUUUGUGUCUUGUAGGUUAUACACUAGGCCUUGAAAAGUGGCUAUAAAUGAUAUCGCUUUAUUAAAAGAAUAAAGUAAAGUGAUUUACUAGAUAGUUCGCAGGACAUUAGUAUGCCGGCAUUUUGUUUAUGCUGCUGUUUUAGGGCCGUUUAACAGAUGGUCAGGGAAAAACCAUUGUUUGCAAAGAUGCGAUCUUCGUGAUGACGUCAAAUCUUGCAAGUGAAGAAAUAGCCAAUCAUGCGCUAGAACUGAGAAGAGAGGCAAAAGAAGCCGCUGAACAUAGGGAAGAAGGUGAGAGAUGCACAAAGGGAAGUUUUUGAGUUUUUCUAAUUGUUAGAGCGAUUUUCGUAUGACCUUGAAAAAUGGUUUCGCAGUUCACAUCAUCUUCAAAACUUAUUUUCAUAAGAGAGGUUUUACUCGUAGCCUCGUUUUGAAAGUGAGAGUUUUUGGAAUUUGUAAAUAGCUUAUUUUAAUGAGCAGUUUUUCCAGCUUUACUGCACAUUUGCUUUUUUUACUCGUCUGUUAUAAUUAGAUGGCGAAAUAAGCGAGAAGGUGACCAUAUCAAGAAAGUUCAAAGAGAGGGUGGUGCAGCCAAUCCUCAAGGUAAGCGAGGAAUAGUUGACGACCGUGCAUUUUUCAGUCUUUGUAAGCGUAGCCCCCCACGGAGGUGAUUUUAGGGGACACCGUAAAAAUCACCUGCGUGGGAGACUAGUGUUCGCACUGCAUUUUCUUCCGUUUUGUUUCUCUCUGUGUUUAUUGUAUGCUACUAACAAAACAUUAUGUCAACAACACGAGGAAACACACCCAUUUAUGCGGCAGUUUAUAAUUCAUUGAAAUCUAACGUGUGAAACGUCACGUUUAUUCUUGUCUCCUAACGCCCCUAUUUGGUGUAGUUUUUACGGUUUUUUCAAAUUUUGAUGAGGAUCAUUUGGCGAAAAUCCGUCGACUUCGCUGAAAAGAGUACCUUAAAAUUAAAUUUCCCAAGUUUAAAAGUGAAACGUCUAGAGAGAGGGAAACUAUAGCUCCCCCAAAGUCGCGAAUCUUCCCGACGUUGAGGGCUCCAACAAGUGUCUAUAAAAUUUGGCGGCUUUUUGGAUUGUCUUUGUUCUUUUUCAACAAACCGCUCUCAAACUUGGCAAUUUUUACUAUUUUUUAGGCCCUCUUAUUGAUUUUCAGUAACUGGUCCAUGUCCAAAGAUGCAAUGCGCUGAAGCCCGAAGGGGCUUAUUAGCGGUGGGGCUUGUUUUCAAAACGUGACGCUACGGGAUUGUGGAUGUCGUAAAGUCAACAUAUUUGCCUAUAGCAAAAACCCUGAUCAUGCCUAAAAUAAGAUUAUUAUUUUAAGAAAAAAGUUUAAGAUUUCGCCAGAAAGUAAGGAAACGUCUUCUUCCCUUUGACAGCUUCACUUCAGACGAGAUGAAUUCCUUGGACGCAUCAACGAGAUGGUGUACUUUCUUCCCUUCUCGCGCUCAGAGCUCAUCACCUUGGUUACAAGAGAACUCAACUUCUGGGCAAAAAUGGUUUGUAAAUCUCUCUUCACUAUAAUUCCUCGGAUAUCCUCUUGGUGCUCUCAUGCUUUCCUUUGCUUAUGGUUUUGCUCUUUGUUAGCCUGAGAAAACAACCGACAUUUCGCGACGUCGGCCCCACUGGUUUCCCCGCGAAAUGGGGUCCGGGCGGCUGAGGAACGAGCGCAGAAAUUCCAUACUGAUGACAUUCCACCACUCAGAUAUGGACAGUGCUUUUGAUUGGUCGCGCUGCGAGGGAAAUUGGCUUGAACCAAUCAGAAGAACUGCCCAUAUCUGGGUAGUGACACGUCAUUAGCAUGGAAUCUCUGUGUUCGUGACGUCGCGGGAAUGUCGGCUUUUUUCUCAGGGUAGCAGUUUGUUCUUUGGUUUGUUUCUGCGAAAGUUUUCUUGGAGGUUUCUUUUAGGCCUUUUCCUUUGUGAGCUAAAUGUCCAAAAACGUCAGAAUCCUUUAGUAAGUUUUUAAGUGACAUUUUUUUAUUAUCCUUUUUUGAUCCAGGCUUUAAACCGUCACGAUAUUCACAUGUCAUGGGACAGGGAAGUCUUGGAUGUGCUGGCGGAUGGAUAUGAUGUACAUUACGGAGCUCGAUCGAUUAAGCACGAGGUAAGAUUGAUUUACCCUCUCAGGGUAGAGGAUUUGUUCGUUUUGCAAACAAAUAAGGAUCUGGCCACCAUUGCAACCAGGCAAUCCCAACACGCACCAGCUAUAAAAUAACCUUAUAAGAAGGCGAGGCAGUCGGUGAAACGAGUGCUUAUCACAGCUAAGGUCAGCGUAAAAUGCAGAGAAAUAAACAACUCAGUGCUAAGCGCGAGAAAACACUUUUCGUAAUCUAAAUCACGAUUGGAUCGAAUCACGGCAAACUCUUACAGCAGAUGACUAAAACAGUCUAGUAUAAAUUCUUUGAGAGAUCGCCGAUGGUCAUGCAAAACUGAUGUUUCUCUCAUUCAUUUGUUCUAGGUCGAGAGAAGAGUCGUCAAUCAGUUAGCUGCUGCGCAUGAGCGAGAGUUGAUAAGCCCCGGAUGCUCCCUGCACAUAACUGUGGGCCACCCCAAAGGCGAAGGUGGACGGAGUUUUGGAGAAGAUUUAGCACCGAUAAUAAAACUGCAGCUCAUAAAAGAAGGAAAGAAAAAAGUCGAUAUUGACGUUGGAGACGUGUUUGUCCCCGAAGACAAGCUGUUCUUUUAA
This is a messenger RNA of Porites evermanni, 8762 nucleotides long. Lineage: Eukaryota; Metazoa; Cnidaria; Anthozoa; Scleractinia; Poritidae. The record is from the annotation of a GenBank genome assembly.